Messenger RNA from Nerophis lumbriciformis (worm pipefish), 369 nucleotides. The record is from RefSeq and is a predicted model, not a curated record. NCBI's taxonomy places the organism in Eukaryota, Metazoa, Chordata, Actinopteri, Syngnathiformes, Syngnathidae.
AUGGCAAAGUACGUGUUGAGAAUCUGUGAACGAUUCGAAGCGGCUCACCACUUGCGGGCUUAUCGCGGGGCACCGGAGCCGGUCCAUGGCCACAGUUGGCGGGUCGAGUUGGUGCUGGAGUCUGAGCAGCUCGGCAAGGAGGGUAUGGCUUUCGACUUUGUCGAGGCCAAAUCGGCGCUGGGCGGGCUGGCGGCGAAGUUUCACCAUCGCGAUAUCAACAGUGUGCCGCCCUUCGACCAGCUCAGCCCCACUACCGAACAUCUGGCACGCUGGUUCCACCAGCAAUUAGCAGCCGGCCUACCGGCGGCCAAUGUGGCCGAGGUGACGGUCUGGGAAGGACCGGACUGCUCGGCGACCUAUCGCCCCUGA